Messenger RNA from Paramecium pentaurelia, 1697 nucleotides. The record is from the annotation of a GenBank genome assembly. Lineage: Eukaryota; Ciliophora; Oligohymenophorea; Peniculida; Parameciidae.
CAUGAAAAAAUAAAGUGAGAAUGAGAAGAUUGCUAUUUAUGCAUCAUAGAUGAUGAAAUUGCAUGGGAAAAUCUUAGAGAAGAAAUUGACAAAAAUGCCUUCAAAACAGUAAUUUGAAAGUCAAUCUCAAAAUAUCUCGAAUAAUAAUAGUCCUGCAGUUGGAAGACAAAAGUCCUAUGAAAAUUUAUUAAAAGUAAAUAGAACAUUCAUAAACCCAACACUUUAAGUGUCCUAACAAAAAUUAUGCAGCAUUUUAAAUGUGAUGGCAGGCUAACAGACGAAACCUAAAAAUUAAUGUUUAUUUAACAAUGAAUUAAUCGACACAGUGAAGAUAUCUCAUAAAUUAAGAAAGAAUUAAUCUAUGAUUCAAAUGGAGCAAUAAUCCCCUUAACUUACUAAAAACUCAUCUUUUCAUAGACCUAAUUCAAGUGUGAAGAUAAAGAAUAGUAAUAGUGUUUCUUGUGAUUAGACUCAAAUUCAAAAAAUAAAAGAAAAGAUCAAAUUGCUUUUACAAGAAAGAGAGAAUAAUUGGUAAUAGGAUUAAAAAGAAAUGGCAUUUAUGAUUAAAUUUAAUUAAACUCUUAAUUAGCUAUUAGCAAUCAUGUUUUAAGAUUAAUAAAGUGUUUAGCCAGCAUCAACUUAAGAUUCAAAUCAAGCCCUAUAAAUAGAUCAUUUCUUUAAGAGAUAAAUAUAGAUUCUAUAACAUUCAUUUUAAUAACAAAUAGAAAAGAAGAAAAUGGAAAAUAUACUUGUUUCAAUCAAAAAGAAGCAUGAAAGUCUAUUAUAAGAGCAUAAUUAGUUAUUAGAAGUUAAGAAGUCUUAAGAUGAAAUAAUUGUUAAUUUAUAAUAACAAAUAAAUGGAUUAUCAGCUUAGAUCAGAGAGUAGGAUCAUAUAUGUUAAAAUGACACAGGUAUAUAUAUAUAAUAAUUAUAGAAAUCUUAGAAUUGAAAUAUUUAGUGUAAGGAUAAUUUGAAGCAAUCUAAAAAUUACUUUAAAGAGAGUAAUUAACUAAAAUAUUCUUGAAACGAGUUGGUGAUAGUUCAAUAAUAGAGUAUUAUACAAUUUUAAUUUAGAAUGUUCGAAUAAUUUAUCUCAAAUGCAGAAUAAGGAAAUCAAGAUGAAACAGAAGGAAAUUUAAAUAUAGAUAUAAACCCUAUAAAUCAACCUAAUACUCUUAAUAAACUUCAAACUCCUAAAUAGAAAAUUAGUUCUCCUGAAUAAAAUACUUAUCCUCUCUAAAUCUUAUCCUAAUAUGAGGAUAAUUAUAAGUAACAGUUAAAUUUAUGUGACUCUUUAUUGGCAGAUGAUUCAAGUAUUAGUUAUAUAAUUUGUAAAUAGGAAUAAAUGAUUCUGAAGAAAGUAGUUUUGAAUAUAAAGGAAAGGAAUAAGCCACUGAGAUAAGUUGUUACUUCAACUUGGCAUCUCAAUUUGUUUAGCCACAGAUGAAUAAAAAGAGUAAUUAGAUAAUUUCAAAAGAGAAAUUAAAAAUAAAUAUGAUGGAUGUCUUAUUAGCUUAAGCUGCGUAUUUUAAAUUAUAUAAAUUUUAUGUAGUUAAAAACAUUAAGAAAUUUUAGAAUAAUAACAAUAACAGUAAUAGAAGAUUUUGCCUGAUGACUUACUGGAUGAAGAUUAAAUAGAUUCAAACUAAUCUGAUGAGGAGGUAUUUAAUUCUUAGAAAUUAGUAUUGAAAAUUUGA